UCGAAAUUUUUAUUUUGGAUUUAACGCGAGCUACCCGUCUAUAUAUACCACUAUAUAUAAUAUCCGUCUAUAUGUGCUACCAUAUCGAAAUCGGUUCUAUUUAUCGGCACACACAAAUAAUCACAUUCGGAUGGCCAACGUAAUUUGACAUCGGCCAAUAAAUAAACUAAUAAAGUACAAAAAAAGGUGUACAAGUUUGAAAAACGCUGAGCUCAUUAUUUCUGCCUAAUUAGCAUACAAAUCGUAGAGAGAGGCUCUAAGUCGGCUGUAAAUGUUAAUAAACAAAAUAAAAAUAUGUUUCUUCCAUUGGGAAAAUGAGUGUUGAUUGCUAAUCGUUAAUUCCUUAGCAAUUUAUAGUGCAAUAAACAUAAAUCGUGACCCAGUGACAUAGUUGAAUUCACCUUAUCAGCAGCACCGUUUUCAAUCGAGUCUAAAACAACAAUUACAGCUACAAUUAAUAAAUAUUAUUUGUAAACUGUGUGAAAGCAAAAAUCACGUGCCUCUAAUUGCAAUACUUGUUCGCAUUAAUUAGUGUUAAAUACGCUCGCUAUCGCAUUUGUGUUUUUUUCUUAGCCGGGCAGAACAAUUGUAAAUCUGCCCGAGUAUCACUUUCCCAGCUGCGAUUCCCUGACAAAUUUAUGCUCCACUUUCAUGUUAUGGAAUUUUCAAUGGACUCCAAAAAAACUAAAAGGCACAAAUCAAAAUCCAAAUGAGCAGCACCUGAGCGAUCCAGCUGCCUCGCCCUCCACCUCCAGUCCAGCCAACAACAACGCAACAGCUGGAGCGGCAACAACAUCAACAGCCACUGUAAUCACUGCGGUGGGUGGAGCGGGCGGUGGCGUAGCGGCAGCGGGAGUGGGCGUGGUUACACCAACAAAGAGCCCACAGCGUAACGCUUUCCAGGAAGAUGCUUAUCAGGCGAACCUGGCUGGCGGCGAUAGCGUCGAUAACAUUGAAUCAGCUCAAUUGGAUGGUGGCAAUCCGAGUGGUGGAUCGCCCGGCCAGCGUCACUCGAUAAACUCGGCGGAAUACACAUCCACACCAAAGACGACUCGUAGCGGUCCGAAUGGUAGCACCACGGCCAGUGGAACAACGUCGCCCAUUAAUUACCAGCUGCCCGGCGAUGACUAUCCGUAUGGCAUAGAAUAUGAGUCACAGCAACUGCUAUACCAACAGCAACAGCAGCAGCAGCAACAACAGUCGCAACAACAACAACAGCAGCAGCAGCAGCAACAACAACAAUUGCCAGUAGGCGAUGUGGAGCAAUCGUCAGCGGUAACAUACCAAAGUUUGCCGGUCAGUCGCCAGAGUUACGCUUCACCGCCAGCUCUGAUCAUUCCCCAGCGGCAGUCGCUGCUUCCCUGGGGAGCUCAUUCCAGGAGUUCGAUCAUCAACGUCCUGCCCAGUUACACGCAAGCCGAGAUGCAUGCCUUGGCCGCCAGGGUGGCCAGCGUGGAGACCUCAGCUCCACGACCUGGUGAGAUCGUGAUGCGUAAUCUGUUCAGUGACUUUACGGCCCAAGCUGAGAAGAAGAUCGAGCUGGUGAUGCUGGAGAGUGCCGAUAAGAAUCUAUCGAAGCUGCUGCAGCGCGGCGAGGAUCAGCAAUUCGAUCAGUUACUAUCCGCUCUGGGCUCAGUGGCCGAGCACUGCCUGCCAUCGUUGCUGCACACCUUGCUGGCCUGGCAUCGUCGCCAGUUGUCCGACAUGGAGAUCAAGAAUGACCUCAAGAAACCAGCACCGAGUGGCAGUAGUUCGCAGGCGGCAACCAAUAAGCCCACCGUCGAUCUGGACUUUCAGCUGCAGCGUAGGGAAGCGGCUGUGGAGUUCAUUUUUUGUCUGGCUCUCAUCGAGAUACUCAAACAGUUACCGUAUCAUCCGGGCCACGAGGAUUUGGUGCGCAGCAUCGAGAAUCUGGCCUUUAAGCACUUCAAGUACAAGGAUGGUUUGCAGAACAAUCCAAAUGCCCUCAAUAUCCACAUGAUUGCGGAUCUGUAUGCAGAGGUUAUCGGUGUGCUGGCUCAAAGUCGAUUUGCAUCGGUGCGCAAGCGUUUCAUGAGCGAGCUGAAGGAGCUGCGCGGCAAGGAGGUGUCACCAACGACCACCCAGAGCAUCAUCAGUCUGCUGAUGGGCAUGAAGUUUUUCCGGGUCAAGAUGGUGCCCAUUGAGGAGUUCGAGGCGUCCUUUCAGUUUAUGCACGAGUGCGGUCAGUACUUUUUAGAAGUCAAGGAUAAGGAUAUCAAGCAUGCGUUGGCUGGACUGUUUGUGGAAAUCCUGGUGCCUGUGGCGGCGGCCGUUAAAAACGAGGUGAAUGUUCCGUGCGUUAAGAACUUUGUGGAACUGCUCUAUGUGCAGACCUUGGAUGCCUCCACCAAGUCUAAGCAUCGAUUGGCUCUCUUUCCGCUGGUCACCUGCUUGCUCUGCGUCUCGCAAAAGACUUUCUUCCUGACCAACUGGCAUUACUUCCUGGCCAUGUGUUUGAGUAAUUUGAAGAACCGCGAUGCCAAAAUGAGCCGCGUGGCUCUCGAGUCACUGUUUCGCCUACUGUGGGUCUAUAUGAUCCGCAUCAAGUGUGAGUCCAACUCGGCCACUCACUCCCGUCUCCAGAGCAUUGUUAACUCUCUGUUUCCCAAGGGCUCCAAAGGAGUUGUGCCACGUGACACUCCACUGAACAUCUUUGUGAAGAUCAUCCAGUUCAUCGCCCAGGAGCGUCUGGACUUUGCCAUGCGCGAGAUCGUUUACGAUUUGCUGUGCGUAGGUCGUUCGAUUAAGCUAAUCCUGAAUCCGGAACGCAUGAGCAUCGGAUUGCGAGCCUUCUUGGUCGUCGCCGAUUCACUGCAGCAGAAGGCUGGUGAGCCACCGAUGCCCAGAACGGUGCCAGUCCUUCCAUCUGGUAACACACUGCGAGUAAAAAAGACGUUUAACAAGAUGUAUGUUUUGUUAACGGAUGACACCGCCAGAAGUAUUGGAAUGUCUACGUACUUUCCACAUGUGCGUAGGGUUUUUGUGGAUAUUUUGAGAGCUUUGGAUGUUCAUUAUGGUCGUCCACUGAUGAUGACCAAUACACAGAACCAGAACAAGGAGCCGGACGAGAUGCUCUCCGGUGAAAGAAAGCCUCGCAUCGAUCUCUUCCGAACGUGUGUUGCCGCCGUACCGCGAUUGAUACCCGAUACAAUGACCCCUCACGAGCUUGUCGACAUGCUCUCCAGACUGUCGGUCCACAUGGAUGAGGAGUUGCGAAUUCUAACCCACCAGUCGCUUACGACUUUGGUCAUAGAUUUCCCGGAUUGGCGUCAGGAUGUCGUGCACGGUUACACUCAGUUUCUGGUGCGCGACGUCACCGACACCUAUCCGCAGCUGCUGGAGAACUGCACGCGCAUCCUGUUCACUUUCCUCAACAUCUGGCGGUGUGCCACAAAUGUGAACGGGAAUAACACUACCAGUGCUCCUAGCGGAGCAACCAAUGUGGUCAAUACAUCACAAGCCAAAAUGACUACGGCCACCACAACGACAACGGUGGUGCAGGCUACAGUGGUUCAGGUCACAUCAGCGCCAGCCAAGGACACCGCCAGCAGUCAGUUGUCCAAGCAGCAGCAUUUGAAUACGGCCAGUAGUGCUGCAUCCAGCAUAACUACCUCAAGCGGAAUGUCCAGUAUCACGCAACACACCGUGCUGAACAUGGCCAGCGAUGUGGGCAAGAAGAAUGAAAUCCCUCUGGCCACCACUCUGCAUUUUGUGGAGGGCUUUGCCCUGGUGCUACUCUGCAACUAUCGCACGUAUCUGCGCAAGCUGGCCGCGUUGAUACUCAAGGAAGUAAAGAAUCUGAUGCGAGCAUUGGGUAUCCCAGAAACGGAGCCGCCGCUCAUCGAUGUCAUGGAUCGUUGUGUGCCUGGCAUCAUAGAGAAGUGCCUGCCACAGCUGCCGCAGACGGAGAAGACGGCUAUUCUGAAUGCCAAUUGCAUUGAUCUGCAGUGGAUAGCUGAAAGGUCGAGUGGAGUGUGGCUAGCUGGACUGACAGAUGACAACUCGAAAUCCUCUACGUCUACGCUUAACCUCUCGCAGUCCAGUUCAACACCGAAUGCCUCGGCAACGGCGGCCAGCUCUCCGCAGCUUCCGUUCGAUCCCUGGGCGACUUGUUUGUUUGGAUUGCUGGAACGACAGAAUGUCCUGCAACAGUGCCCAUCGGCUGUGGCGCAGGCCUGGCCAAUUUGCUUCACGCGCCUGAAUGCGUUGUACAGUGUCAUUGAUCCCACCCCCGUGAGCGACAAUCGAGCUUCGUUGCUGCGAAGUUCGGCGCCCACCAAGAAAGUGCCCACCGAGAGCCAGAAGGAUUCAUAUUUGCGUCUUUGGAGGAAUCAGGUGGCCUGUGCCAUGCGACUAGUGCCCCAAAUUCCCAGUGUCGCCGUUCGAUGUGCUUCACCUGACUUGAGUUUGAGUUUACAAGAUCAGUCGGACUCGCGUUCGCUGUCCGAUUCCUUGGACAAUAUACCAUCCAAUGUGUUUGGGCCCGAGGGAAUCGUCACGCGUUUCACGCUGCCACUCUCCUAUGGACGCAAAGAGGCGCGCCAAAAGCGACUUGGCUCAUCGCCGGACUCCCUGAACGCCGAUCGCAGUGACAAGUCAGCGAUGGGCAGCGCAUCACCCCAAGCGCUCUACAAACUGGUGGUGCCGCUCCUCCGGUGCGAGGUCGUCGAUGUGCGAGAUGCCGCCGUGAAUGCCUUGGGUCUGAUAAACCACGAUGCGCUCAAGGAUUUGAUGGAGGAGCUGGUGGUGUACAUCCGUGAGGCGGUGGACUGCAAGCAGGAGAACAUGCGCAGGCGACGGCGACGCGAUGCCCUGCGUCUGCAGGUGGUGCGAGUGCUGGAGAAGAUUGCCGAGAACGGAACAUUCGGUGUGAGCACCUGUGUGCUGGAACGCGACACGAUGUCGCUGCAUCCCACCUUUGUGCUGUAUAUCUCGGGCGCCAUGGGCUAUCUAACGUCUGAGACGGACAAGGAUAAUCUCAGCAUUCGCGAGGUGAAGGCCCACUUUUGCAAUUUCAUACGCAAAAUGAUUAAGAACUUCCCACUCGAGGCCUGUGCCACGCUACUCUCCCGAGUCCUGAAGCGUAAUCUCUUCAAUUUAUUUGCCGCCUGGUGCGGCAGCUUCUCCAAGCCACUUGGUUACACCAUGCAGAGCGACCAUACGCUCGAGGAGGAGAAGCUGCAGUUCAGCGCCCUGCAGGCCAUGUCAGCUCUGCUCUGUUGCGGUCAGAUCUUCAAUCCAUCGUAUCUACAAGAUGAUAGCAUUAUUUACAAGUGGCUGGACAUGCUGCUGACCUCCAAAAACGAAAAGAUUUACCAGCUGGCAAGGGAUACGGUCGUUCUGUUGCUGGAGUCCAAUCCGGAUAUCGGCCAACUAUUGGAAUGGGUCAUAGACCGUUGCUAUACAUCGACACCACGUGAGGCAGAUGCCUGUUUCCUGGCCCUGGCCUCGAUCUUUAGCGCCAAGGAAUAUCCGUGCGACCAUUACACAUCCGUGAUAACCGUGACGCUCCUGAUGACGGGCUGUCCUCGAGUUGAGGUUCAUGCCACGGCGUUGCAACUGCUGCAGAUCCUGGACAAGCGAUUCUUCGGCAGCGUGGUGGGCACUUUGCACAGUGACAGCGAUAAAGAGGAUGACAAGGUGGGCACCUUGGACGUCUUGCUGAGCAGCGCUUACUGUCGAUCCCAGCGCUUCCUGUCGAAACAACUGGCGCAGCUACGACCGGAACUUACCAUGUCCAUAUUUUCUGAAAUCACCCAUCGAUUCCAAAGUGCUCGAGAGGAUGUGCGUGCCCUGCUGCUACAGUGUCUCCUUCCCUGGCUGCAAAACAUGGAGCUGGUGGCCACAAGUGUGCCGCCCGCCACGCCCCUUUCCUACAUUAUGUAUUUUCCGGAUUCAGGGACGCGAGGACGACGCGAGGGCACCGGUUCAACGGAGGCAACGGAAAUGAUUCUGAACAAUCUCUUCUACAUCACAGCCAAGUUCUCCGACGCCCAUCCACGCGACAUCGAGGAGCUGUGGGGCACACUUUGCCAGUUCUGGCCGAACAAUCUGAAGGUUAUCCUGCGCUACUUGGUAAUCAUGAGUGGCAUGGCACCCACUGAACUGCUGCCCUAUGCCAAGCGAGUGGCACUUUAUCUGGUGCGGAGUUGUCCGGAUCGGUUGUUGGAUGAGCUCAUGGCCGAGCUGCAGACGGUGGAGACGCUCAACUGUCUGAUUGAGCGCACGGAGACGCCACCUUUCUACCGAUUGACCAGCAUGCGAAAGGCAUCCAGUCACAGUGCUGAUGGCCAAGCUGCAGGUGGCAUUAAUGACUCCAGGAUUCAGGACCUGGCUGUUGAAAAGGGCACAAUUCACACCAAGCGGCACAGCGGAGAGGAUCCCAUGAAAAUAGGAACCUGCAAAUCGGACAGCGGCAUUAGAGCCUACACACAAGCAGCCGCAGCUGCUGCCGCCGCUGCAGUUACUCCCGGCUCAAGUGGAAAUCGUCCACCUCGAGGCGCCGAUAAGAUUCGCGCCGCAUCGGGACCUUCCAUACUUCCUCGACCAGAGGAUAUACUGAUUAACGAUCCGGAGUUGCGGCAAGAGGAAAAUGUAGAGCUGCGCGGAACGUCGGAUGCUGCGCCAAACGGCCAUCCACAUCCACUGCCAAUGCCAGAAUAUGGAGGAUACUUUGCUCCACUCACUGAGUUUCUACCCGAUGUUAGUUUACCGAUCAGUGGGUUCCACAGAUGCAAUGUGGCCGUUAUGCUGCUCACCGACAUUGUAGUGGACGGCAUUCCGGGCAUCGACUGGACCCUUCACUUGCCCCUGAUGCUGCACAUCCUCUUCCUGGGACUGGACCACACGCGCAUCAUUGUGCGGGAGCAUUGCAAACAGCUGUGCGUCAAUCUGCUGAUCGUGCUGGCGGAGCACAAUGAUCACCUGACGGUGGCCCGCAUCCUUUUGAACAGUGAAACGAGUAAACUGGAUCUGGGACUCACGGUGCCAGCGCUGCCCGUGAUCGACAAUAACUUUACGGAGCUCCAUCAGCAAUUCGACAGCUAUCUGCUGCACGUAAGUCCCCAGGCGGCAGCCUAUGCCCUGCAGCACAAUCUUUCCAGCUCCACGAUCAUAGCAGCGCAUCACCAGAAUUUAUCACAAACGCCGCAGAGUCAGCAGCAGACGGGUUCGCAGAAUGGACAGACUACGACGCCCCCAGGUUUGACUGCUACUCCAGCUGCACUGCAAAUAAAUCCGAAUAACUCGGAGAAUUCGGAGGUACCGCUGAUCCAUCCCGAUGAGCAUGCUCCUCCACAACCGGGUCCCAGUAUGCCCAUUGCCCAUGUGAUCAAGAGCCUGCUGAAGUUCCUCGCACAGGACACGUGUCAGCCACUAUGGAACUAUGAGGAUAUUACGGCCAAGGUGUGGGCAGUAAAAUCUGCCGAGCAAUUAAGCUGCUUCCUCAAGCACAUGGUCAAGGUGUUUGCAGAUAGUUAUCCCCAAGCUCGCAUCGCCGAGCGCUGGGCGCAGACUGCCCUCCAGUUGGGUUUAUCCUGCUCAUCACGUCAUUACGCCGGUCGAUGUCUGCAGAUCUUCCGGGCGUUGAAUGUGCCCAUCAAUUCGAGAAUGCUAUCGGAUAUUCUCUCCAGACUGGUGGAAACCGUGGCGGAGCAGGGUGAGGACAUGCAGGGAUAUGUUACGGAGUUGCUUCUAACUCUAGAGGCUGCAGUGGAUAGUUUGGAUUCGGAUUUCCGACCCCUGGAUGUGAUGAAGGAUAUAUUCAAGAGCACCCCGAAUCUGAACAACAAGGAUGGAGGACCGAACUCCAUUUUGCCCGGCAAGAAAUCACCAUCGGGAAUGACGCCACAAUCAUCGAACUACUCGAUUCCCAGUCAUGGAAGGAGUACCAGUUACUCGGUAUCCUAUUGCGGACGAAAGGCAAACAAUUCACCCUGUGACAAGCAGGUGGAGCUGAGGAAUCGAUCCUCUGGAAUCGAUCUAGAGCGCAGCGUCGUCUGCAAGUUCGGCGUUGGCGGCGGAGGAGCUGGAUCAGCACUUUCCCGUUCCCGGAGCGCCCAGAGUCUGAAGAUGCUGGGUGAUACGGCCACGCAGGAUGAUAAGAUGACCAUUUUGGCGCAACUGUUUUGGCUCUCUGUUUCCCUGCUGGAAUCGGACUACGAACAUGAGUUCAUGUUGGCACUCCGUCUGCUGACCAGGGUAUUGCAUCGACUUCCAUUAGAUCGGCCAGAUGCACGGGAUAAGGUGGAGAAGUUGCAGCAGCAGCUAAAGUGGACAGCCUAUCCGGGUGUUCAUGCCCUCCUCUUGAAGGGCUGCACACACAGUGCCACGUAUGAACCCACCAUUACCCUGCUGUCCCAAUUCGCACCGUUACUGACCCUUCCCGUUUGUGAUCCCACCCAAAGCUGCGCCUUCCCCAUGAAUGUAAUCGCCCUGUUGCCCUACAUGUUGCUGCACUACGAGGAUGCCAAUGAAAUUUGCAUUCGCAGUGCAGAAAACAUUGCUCAGGUUUCAACGGAGCUGGGCGCAAAACUGGAGAACCUGGGCACUGUGAUGACACUCUACAGCCGAAAGACCUUCUGCAAGGAGUCGUUUCAGUGGACCAAGUGUGUGGUCAAGUACCUUCAUGACACCUAUGCGCACAUGGGACUCCACAUGGUGGCGUUUCUCAUCGAGGUUCUGGAAAAAGGGCCGCAGCAGGUGCAGGUGCCCGUACUGAAUGUUAUUCACUGCAUGCUACACUACGUGGAUUUGUCGGCGCCGCAGGCUCAGAGUAUAAAUGCCGACUUGCUGAGGGCGAUUGGAAAAUAUCUGGAUACGGCUUACUGGAAGGACUCGCUGAAGAUCCUGAAGCUGAUCGUGACCCGGAGCUCGUCCCUGCAGGUGGUGCCACCCAGCGACGGCAGCAGCGCCGGCUUAUCGUUCUCUUUCUAUGGCGCAUAUCCGGACUCGGAUAUGUUCUGUAAAAAGGAACUGGCCGGUCGCACUAUGGAGUUUACGUUCGACGUUUCGCAAACGCCACUGAUCGGUCGGCGCAUUCUGUUGAAGACGGAAGAGCCGGUAGCCGGCGGAGCCGUCUCCACCACGGGCAGCUCCUCGCUGAACUCCACUCUGACAAAUGCUACCACUGUGACGGUGGCGCCCAGUGCUGCCCAGCAGCAAACCAAUGUCCAGAUGCAACAGCAGCGUGCCAACACCAAUGUGGCGGCCCUGGCAGCCGCAGCAGCUGCCCAACACCAACAGCAGCAGCAUGCCAUCGGAGCUGGCAGCAGCGUGGUCGGAACACCCAACUCGCCGCGUCGGAGUGCCAGCCUCUCGCCGGCGGAUACGGUGCCACUGAGCGGAUGGAAACGACCCUGGAUGUCGCAGUGUCGAGUGCGUGAGUGUCUGGUCAAUCUGCUGACCACCUGCGGGCAGCGCGUCGGCUUGCCCAAGUCGCCAUCGGAUGAUUUCAUAAACUCAAUUUGCUCAAAGGUGAUCUUCAGCCAAUCCUCGGAUCUGAUGGAGCGCCAGUCUUCGGCCGCAUCGUCUACGGAAGAAACUUCCGGUCCUCAGGGUGACCUGAGCAGUGGGUCAAGGCGCGACGAUGGUCAGCCCGAUUUUACCGUCUUCAAGGACUUUGAUUUCCUGGAGUACGAGGACAGUAUUGCCGGUGAAUCCACGGACAACUUCAACUGGGGAGUUCGUCGUCAUCAGCUCUUCGAGGGCGAUGAGGAUCGCUUGAAUUGCGGCAGUGGCAUUGGUGGCUCCAUUAAAGGAGGUCACUCAUCCGCCUUUGAGGACAGCUUCAGUGAUAAGACUCCCAUUUUGAGUAAGAGGAAACGACAGAUUGCGGACGAUUCAUCCGACGAAGAGGCUGAAUCGGAAUCGCCUUUGGACGAGGAUCAUCGACAGUCGUUCCUGAAGUCCGGGUACAGUGCUGUGCCCCCCACAUCAUUGAGUCUUCGAGAGCGCAGGCGACGCAACUCGGUGUCGCGAAGCGAUACCAGUGGAUCCAGUGCUGGGGAUUUAGGUGACCUUACACCCUGUAAUGCCUCGCCACAUCUUCCGGGAAUCAUUCGAUUCUCCGCCGCCAUUCAUGAUGAGGCGGAAGAGAACUGGCGUCGCCAGGUGCAGGCUUUGUUGGUAAAUCAGCCAUCGGCCCACACCUCGGAACUACUGCAGCAGCUAUACAGACUGAUCAAGGAGCUUACUUUCAAAACGGUCAACAUUUCCAAGGAGGCGAAGAAGUUCUUUACCGGAAUUGGCUCACAACUGGGCAACAGGAUCUCGCUUUUCACGGAUUUGCUCAGUUCUCGGGCUGAUCCUCCUCAGGUUUGGUGCAGCGAGCUGCAGGCAACCUCACCCAAGCUCUUUGAGACGUUGCGCUUUAAUGUUUUGGAGGUGCAGGAGCAUUUGGAAACCUUCUUCGAUCGUAAAGAUCAGGUUUUGGAGUGUUUGGAUGCCGUGAAGACAAGUUGCAAACUGUCGCUCUUCAACGAGGCGGAUGUGGCUGCUUCUGGGCUGGAGUUGCCAAGCACCUCCAGUAUAGUCUAUAUGCCCUUCGAUCCAGCUUCCACUGAGGUGGUCCUCGACUUGGGCCGCUCGCUUUACAAACUGAUGUUCCAACUUUUGCUGCUCAUCGAAUCAAAUCAUAAGAUAUCCUCGAAUGUUGUUAAUCAUUUCCGUAUGAAUGAAGACAUGCACGACAUAUCCGAUCUCUAUGCCCUGGUACGCGAUGCCCUGGUGCGCUAUAUCAGCGAGGCCGAACUGGAUUGCUUGGAGUCAUCCACUUCGACGGAGGGCGAGCAUACACCAACGCCUUCGCCUGGCUUGCCUAUGACCCCAGAGGAAUUCGAGGCUGUCCUUACCGAGCACAUCGAUCUGCAGCGCUGGCCCAGCGCCAUAGCUCAUGUGCGACAGUAUCGACGGAUUUCAACUCUCAACGCUAGCGGUUAUCAAAACGUUACCAUAUUUAGCUAUAAUAGCGCGGACAAUCGACAGAAGUGGGAUGAAAUUUCCGUGAUACUAAAUGCUUAUGCGCAUGGUAUUAUGAAGGAUCGCACAGCAGAAGCCUUUAUAGUAUCCAAAUCCGACUCGGAGGUGUUCGAGAUCUAUGCCAUUCUGUCGGAAAACUUGUAUCAAGUAUCCAGCGCUCUGACUAACAUGGAGAUCAGCAUGAAGAGCUACUCGGCAGGCAGCGCAUCGGGCAAUUCGCAUCGCAGCGAACAGGACAUUGUGACAAAUCUUUAAAGUAAUCUGUAAACUAAGCUAAUCGCAGAAGUAGGCUCCCUUUUAUAUGUAAUCUUUUAGUGAGUAGGCAGCAUAUUAGACACUGCGGUGUACGUAAGCGAUCAUUACAAUGUAAGUUAGGUACGAUUCAAUAUAUUUAUCAAUUACAGCACAAU
Molecule: messenger RNA, 11408 nt
Organism: Drosophila melanogaster (fruit fly)
Lineage: Eukaryota; Metazoa; Arthropoda; Insecta; Diptera; Drosophilidae
Gene: fry
Product: furry
Exons: 29
Coding region: 652-11253 (3533 amino acids)
Biological process (GO): cell morphogenesis
Source: RefSeq, marked reviewed